AUGAGAUUCUUCAACUUCGUCGCCAUCUCUUCCCUCUUCGCCACCUCCUUGGCAGCCCCCGCCACUCAGGGCGAGGUCAGCAUCGUCAAGGCCCGCGAUGUCCCCGCCGUUGAGCUCAACGUAGUCGAGGCUCGCACCGCUCAGAUCGUCUGCGGCAAGCUCCAGACCUCCCUCAUCGAUGUCCGCAAGCACACUUCCGCCAUCAACGCCACCGUCACCGGUGUCUGCAGAUCUUGCGUCGCCCAGCAGAAGGCCAACAUCAUCAAGUCCGUCAAGGGCGAGGUCACCCUGAUUGUCGGCGUCAUCCACUCCCUCACCGGUGAAGUCUGCGGCCUCCUGUCCGGAAGCGUCGAGAUUCUCGCCGAGGAGAAGCAGCAGAUCAUUUCCCUUGUCUUUGAGCUCAUCUUCGAGCUCCUCUGCACUCUCAAGCGCGUCCUGGCUCUUCUUGGCUGCAACGUCUUUGAGCUCCUCGGUCCCCUCAUCUUCACCCUCCUCACCGUCGUCGGCCACCUCCUCUGCACCCUCAACGUUCUCGUUGACGGCCUUCUCAAGCUUGUCUUCGGCCUCCUUGGCGGUGUCAUUGGCCUGCUCCUUGAGGUUCUCAAGGGUCUCCUCCCCACCGUCCUCGGUAUCUGCGGCGGCGUCCUUGGCAAGCUCAACCUUAGCAGCCUCCUCUGCGGCUUCCUCGGCAGCAUCUUCUAA
This is a messenger RNA of Colletotrichum truncatum, 702 nucleotides long. RefSeq lists its product as uncharacterized. The record is from RefSeq and is a predicted model, not a curated record. Lineage: Eukaryota; Fungi; Ascomycota; Sordariomycetes; Glomerellales; Glomerellaceae.